AUGAGCAAGGUAUCAACUGAUGCACUGGGGCUUUUUGCCAUGCUCCUCGGUCAAAUGACUUCACGGACAAGCAGUGGGCUGAUCCUUGGAGAACAUUACUUUACGGGCACAGGAGCCCCUAUGUUCGACCUACGUAUCGGAGGCCAUAAGGACUGGGUUCAGGCUAAGAAGGGUUCAAGUGUACCAGCGCCCUCUCAGUUAUCGGCCCACUCGAAGGAUGGAGACCACAAUGUUCCGUGGUUGAAGCUUGGCUUCGCUGAAGGUUUGGGUAUUCGGGAAGUAUAUCGGGUACACACGUCCGGUGGACAACCGCCAACUUCUUGCAAGGGCCAGAAGGAGAGUUUUGAGGUAGAGUAUGCGGCAGAAUACUGGUUCUAUGGUUGA
Molecule: messenger RNA, 384 nt
Organism: Aspergillus udagawae
Lineage: Eukaryota; Fungi; Ascomycota; Eurotiomycetes; Eurotiales; Aspergillaceae
Exons: 2
Coding region: 1-384 (127 amino acids)
Source: RefSeq, a predicted model, not a curated record